This is a messenger RNA of Anopheles coustani, 1806 nucleotides long. RefSeq names its product monoacylglycerol/Diacylglycerol O-acyltransferase-like. The transcript is spliced from 6 exons. Gene Ontology annotation, molecular function: acyltransferase activity. NCBI's taxonomy places the organism in Eukaryota, Metazoa, Arthropoda, Insecta, Diptera, Culicidae. Gene Ontology annotation, cellular component: membrane. Bases 621 to 1607 code for a protein of 328 amino acids. The record is from RefSeq and is a predicted model, not a curated record.
AACACUUGGCAAGAGAAAGGGAAGUGUCUCGUAGGUUUUCCCUCUUCGGUGAGUUAUUGUACGAUAUGGACGACCAUAUGAAGUACAAAUAGAAAAUUUAGCAUACGCCCCACAAAGCGGUCGAUCGAACAAAGUCGAUUUGCAAGUUUAACCACCAUUGUCCCAGUGAGUGUGUGGCUUGUACUCUUCAGCCAGUACAAAGCGUAUGACGAUGCAGUGUCUACCGUCGUCGCCGACUGUCUCGUCAUCCCUUGUGACCGCCGAUAAGAAAUAAGACUGAUUGGCAAAAAAUACCUUCACGUCAUCGGGUAACGAACCAACACGCUAUUCUUUAGUGGCGGCAAGGAAACGGUUCUGUUCGUUGGCAAUUCGCUACAUUCCCAGGGGACAGCUGCUCAUCGAUGCACAUCCGCCACAAACGACGAUCGGUGCGACACUCCGCAGCAGCAACCCCGUUUCUUGACCUUCGCGUGAAAAGACCCCCCGUGCAAACGCGUGCUCUCUUAAUUGGGUAAACUCACUCCACUUCCCCAUCGAAUACGUGCUAGGGGAACAAGCGGUGCCGGCCACUGUUGGAAAGCAGGAAAAUAAAAGGCUAAAGAACUCCUUAACGAAGUACCAUGAGCACCGUCGAAGACGUACUAGUAUUGAGCAAUGAGACUGUGAACAAUUCUACCUUUUUCGCAUAUAUCGGACAAUACAUAGACUUGGAUUAUUCCAUCUGGCUGUACCGGUUGCUGACACCGGUACUGUUUACAUUCCUAUUGCCUUGCGCAUUCGUGCUGCUGAUUUAUUGUACCAUAUCCUUUCUCUACAUUUACAAGCUGCACAGUCGUUUUAUAUUGCAGGUGUACAAUGAGGGAGAUUUUAACUUCUGGGACGUCGCCCGAACCUUGGUGGCCGUGGUCUGGGAUGCGCAUGGAUGGAUAUUUCAUGGAUAUGAAGUAUGUGGCUUGGAAAAUCUGCCCGAAACAGGGCCGGCCCUUAUCAUCUACUACCACGGUGCCAUUCCAAUCGAUAUGUACUACUUUACCGCACGGGUUUAUCUAAAACGGCAGCGUUUGAUCUACACCGUUGGUGAUCGAUUCCUGAACAAAGUGCCCGGUUGGACGUUGCUAGCCAGGGUAAUGAAAAUAAGUCCCGGCACGGUGCAAUCGUGUGCGAAUGUAAUGCGGGAAGGCAACUUGCUCUCCAUAGCACCGGGCGGCGUGUAUGAGGCACAGUUUGGCGAUAGUAAUUAUGAGUUGUUGUGGAGGCGAAGAGUUGGAUUCGCAAAAGUUGCAAUUGAAUCAAAAGCUCCAAUUAUUCCGAUGUUCACCGAAAAUCUACGCGAGGGUUUCCGCUCCGUUGGCUUAGCGAAACCACUCUUCAUCCGGCUUUAUAAUGCGGUACGUUUCCCGGUGCGUCCCAUCUACGGAGGCUUUCCGGUAAAGUUCCGUACGCAUCUGGGUGCACCGAUACCGUACGAUCCGACGCUGACGCCUGAGGAGUUGCAGGAAAAGGUGGCAUACGCCAUCGAAGAGCUUAUUAAUAAAAAUCAGCGAAUUCCGGGCAGCAUAUUUCAUGCGCUUCUGGAUCGUUUUGUCAGCAAGAAAAAGACACAGUGAAAUGGUGUGGGUGGUUAUAGAUUUAGCGGUCCCAGGGGAAGUGCUCGUUCCUAAUGGGAUCCUCGUAUUCGUUUACGCUUUGAGCAUGUUUUCCUUACUUAGAUGAUUUAGGUUUUAAGGUGCUAGAGAUUAUGAAUGUUACAAAACAAAAAAUGUGUAAAAGAACCAAACAAGGUGUAUUUAAUAAAACCGUACUUAG